Molecule: messenger RNA, 2151 nt
Organism: Cyphomyrmex costatus
Lineage: Eukaryota; Metazoa; Arthropoda; Insecta; Hymenoptera; Formicidae
Gene: trc
Product: Serine/threonine-protein kinase tricornered
Exons: 10
Coding region: 135-1529 (464 amino acids)
Biological process (GO): protein phosphorylation
Molecular function (GO): protein serine/threonine kinase activity; ATP binding
Source: RefSeq, a predicted model, not a curated record
UGACACUGACUGCACCGCGGGAAGCGCUAAAAUUGGAUACCUCUGCCGCGCCGAGCUCACGCAGCUGACCGUGCCGAACCGGACGAUGCGCCUCGUGAGAUCAUCCCGCAGACGAUAACGAAGGGGUGCUGGAGAUGGCGGCCACCGAGAGCACGAUUCGAUUUAGCGGCCACACGUUGGACAAGGCGACCAAGGCCAAGGUAACGCUGGAGAACUACUACAGCAAUCUGAUAGCGCAGCACAUCGAGCGGAAGCAGAGGCUGGCGAAGCUCGAAGAGUCCCUCAAGGAUGAGGGCCUCUCGGAGCAGCAAAAGCAGGAGAAGAGGCAACAGCAUGCUCAGAAGGAGACCGAAUUCCUCCGACUGAAACGGUCCAGGCUUGGCGUUGAGGACUUCGAACCUCUCAAGGUCAUCGGCAGGGGAGCAUUUGGCGAGGUAAGACUCGUACAGAAGAAGGAUACCGGACAUGUGUACGCGAUGAAGAUUCUCCGGAAGGCAGAUAUGCUCGAGAAGGAGCAAGUUGCGCACGUCAGGGCGGAGAGGGACGUUCUCGUGGAAGCGGACCAUCAGUGGGUCGUGAAGAUGUACUAUAGUUUUCAAGAUCCUAUAAAUCUCUAUCUAAUAAUGGAGUUUCUUCCCGGUGGUGAUAUGAUGACGUUACUCAUGAAGAAGGACACGCUUUCCGAGGAGUGCACGCAAUUUUAUAUUUCCGAAACGGCGUUAGCAAUCGACUCCAUACACAAAUUAGGUUUUAUUCAUAGAGACAUCAAGCCAGACAACCUGUUGCUAGAUGCACGGGGCCAUAUAAAACUUUCUGAUUUUGGACUGUGCACGGGUUUGAAGAAAUCACAUAGGACUGAUUUUUACCGAGACCUGAGUCAAGCGAAACCUUCCGAUUUCAUGACAUCAUGCGGGAGUGGAAGCGGCGGCGCGAUGGACAGUAAAAGGAGAGCCGAGAGCUGGAAAAGAAACAGGAGAGCGCUGGCUUACAGCACGGUAGGCACUCCAGACUAUAUCGCGCCGGAAGUAUUUCUGCAAACAGGUUACGGACCGGCUUGCGACUGUUGGUCCUUGGGAGUUAUUAUGUACGAGAUGCUUAUAGGAUAUCCACCAUUCUGCAGUGAAAAUCCACAGGAGACGUAUAGAAAAGUAAUGAACUGGCGAGAAACGUUAGUGUUUCCACCGGAAGUUCCCAUUAGUGAAGAGGCUAAAGAUACCAUUAUCAGAUUUUGCUGCGAAGCCGAUAGAAGAUUAGGAGCGCAAAGAGGCAUCGAGGAACUCAAAUUAGCGCCUUUUUUCCGCGGUGUCGAUUGCGAGCACAUUAGGGAAAGACCAGCUGCUAUACCGGUCGAAGUACGAUCUAUCGACGACACGUCGAACUUCGACGAGUUUCCAGACGUGAAAUUAGAGAUACCGUCCGCACCGAUGCCACAGGACGGUGAGGUAAUAUACAAGGACUGGGUAUUCAUUAAUUACACCUUCAAACGCUUCGAGGGUCUGACACAACGGGGCACACCGACCAAGAAAUAGCAACCCCUCACUUCCUGCUCGAUCAACAGUGCCGUCGCCAAUCAGCAGCCAGCUGACGUGAUCGAAAUUCCGGCCUUGGUACAUCAUCCUCAUCCGCCGCCAUCAACGACAAUGGUGUCGCGUACAGCGGAUGGUUGAUCUGUCUCGCUUUUGGGCGCAGUUUAAGUAUCGAAUCAUUCUUAUUUGUAUAUACGUGAUGAGCACGGAUCGUGAAUACGUGCAGCGUCAAUCACGGAUAUCAACAGUCGCGAGCGGUGACAAGCUCGAUCAAUCAAGCAGACAGGCGGGCAGAUAUAGAAGAGUAUAGCGAUAAAAGUGCACAAUACAUGAAUGUUGCACGUCUCGACGCGUGCAUCGAUAAUACGCGUUAAGGCGAUGCGAGCGAAGUCUUUCGUUGUGUGACUCACGGUGAUCCUCGUCGAGAAGCAUUAUUCUUUACUCUUGUCGUGCCGCGGAGGAGGCGUUUUGUGCGAAGCGUAGCAUAAUAAGCUCUCUGUGGUAAUGGUAUUAAACGGAAAUGAUCGGAGAGAGUCUCGGUUCCGUGAUCCUCACGUACUUCUUAUUUAUCUAUACGGCGCGCGUGUCGAUGAAAUUUUAUCUUACGAAAUACAUUUGUAGAAAG